Molecule: messenger RNA, 635 nt
Organism: Nanorana parkeri
Lineage: Eukaryota; Metazoa; Chordata; Amphibia; Anura; Dicroglossidae
Product: deoxyribonuclease-1-like
Exons: 5
Biological process (GO): DNA catabolic process
Cellular component (GO): nucleus
Molecular function (GO): DNA nuclease activity
Source: RefSeq, a predicted model, not a curated record
AGGUGAAAGACUUUGCGCUGGUCUCCAUUCACACCAGUCCUGACUACGCCGUGCUGGAGGUGGACGGCCUCUUCGACGUGUGGGAGGCGACCAAGCAGCGGCUACUCUUGGAGGACAUCGUUAUCUUGGGGGACUAUAACGCCGGCUGCAACUACGUGAAGAGCCAACACUGGCCCCGGAUCCGCCUCCGCCAGGACGCCAGCCUGCGGUGGCUGAUCGCCGACGAUGCCGAUACCAACGUGAGCAACAACUCGGCUUGCCCUUAUGACAGGAUUGUGGUUGGCGGGUCAGAUCUACAGAACUCAGUUGUCGCAGACUCCGCAAAGGUGUUCAACUACCAGGUGGAAUAUGGACUCACCUAUGAGGAGGCCAAGGCGGUCUCCGAUCACUACCCAGUGGAGGUGGAAAUACGUAAUGACCCCCUGUACAGCGGUCAGCGCUUCGGAGUCAGCGCUAGCAUUGGGAUAAGCGGAGGCCUUUCCCUAAACGGGGUCUGCGACUGCGUGGGGGUGGACUUCACAUCCUGCGCGGGGCGCUGCGGUGCCAACGCAAACAGUUACCCGUGCAACUGCAACGCCACAUGUAACAACAACGCACGGUGUUGUGCUGACUACGCAGCGAUGUGCAAACUGUAA